This is a messenger RNA of Betta splendens (Siamese fighting fish), 915 nucleotides long. RefSeq names its product troponin I, slow skeletal muscle-like. Gene Ontology annotation, cellular component: troponin complex. The record is from RefSeq and is a predicted model, not a curated record. Lineage: Eukaryota; Metazoa; Chordata; Actinopteri; Anabantiformes; Osphronemidae. Gene Ontology annotation, biological process: muscle contraction. Bases 180 to 749 code for a protein of 189 amino acids. The transcript has 7 exons.
CCCCCCACAUAAAAAGCCCAUUGUCUUCGGCUGGUCGCCGUCCGGCUCACUGCACCUCAGCGGACCCUCGUUAGAAGCUGAAGCGACUGGAGCUGUGGAACAGCUACACUUAGUUUAGGUCUGAUUACAUUUUACUGACGUUUUGACUUUGGCUCAAGGAGCCCGACAGAACCGCAGCGAUGAAUCCCAAAGGGGAUAAGCCGAAGUCCAAGAUUUCGGCUUCUCGCAAGCUCUCGCUGAAGAUGCUUCUCCUCACAAAAGCCUGUGAGGACCUGGAGCGGGAGCGGCAGGAGCGGGAGGAGGAGAAGGUCCGUUAUUUGGGGGAGAAGCUGCCGCCGCUGCAGCUGUCGGGGCUGUCGCUGAACGAGCUGCAAAACCUGUGCAAGCAGCUUCACGCGAAGAUCGACGUCGUGGACGAGGAGCGAUACGACUGUGAGGCCAAAGUCAGCAAGCACAACAAGGACAUCCACGAGCUGAAGCUGAAGGUGCAGGAUCUUGGAGGCAAAUUCAAAAAGCCGGCGCUGAGGAAGGUCAGGGUGUCGGCGGACGAGAUGAUGCGAGCUCUGCUGGGGUCCAAACACAAGGGCUCCAUGGACCUCAGGGCCAACCUCAAGUCUGUGAAGAAGGAGGACGUCAAACAGGACAAGGUGCUCACUAGCGAAGUCGGCGACUGGCGGAAGAACGUGGAGGCCAUGUCGGGAAUGGAGGGCCGCAAGAAGAUGUUCGACACGGGUGGAGCUCCUCAGUGAGACGCUGCGAAGGGGAGCCAUCGACCAGAACAAAGCAGAGGAAAGCAAAGAUCUAGCACUUAACAUGUUCCAGCAGAACUCAUAGGUUUUUGUAAUUACGACAGGAGAUCAUUUGUUUUGUUAUGAUGUGUUGACAUAGAUACAAAUAAACAUAAUGUUUAUGCUG